Messenger RNA from Scaptodrosophila lebanonensis, 859 nucleotides. It is a transcript of the gene AANATL7, whose product is annotated as dopamine N-acetyltransferase. Gene Ontology annotation, molecular function: N-acetyltransferase activity. The coding region runs from base 179 to 859 and encodes 226 amino acids. NCBI's taxonomy places the organism in Eukaryota, Metazoa, Arthropoda, Insecta, Diptera, Drosophilidae. The record is from RefSeq and is a predicted model, not a curated record. The transcript is spliced from 2 exons.
CGAACGAAACAAAGACGCAAAUCGAGCCACAAAACGAGAAGCGAGGCUGGAAAGCAGGUCAGGAAUAGCAACAGCAACAGCAACAAAGCAAUACUGGCCAAGUGAAAAACAACGUCCAUUCAGUCAAUCGUCCUGCAACGCAGCAACCAGCCACAAUUUAAAUAACUAACGCACCAAUAUGGAGUACAAACUGAUACCCGCUGACCGCUAUGACGAUGUCAUCGACCAUUUGCGAAACACAUUCUUCGCGGACGAGCCACUGAACAAGGCUGCUGGGCUGUGCCGACCUGGCGUGGGCAACCGAGAGCUGGAACACCACAGUCUGGAGACGCUGUCGGACGGGCUAAGUCUGAUGGCUAUUGACGAGGAUGGACGUAUUGCGGGCGUCAUUCUCAAUGGAAUCCUGCGGCCGGGUGAUACGGAGCGGGCGCUCGCCCAAUUGGAACUGAGCAGUGACGACAACUUUAAGAAAAUUUUCGAGCUGCUCUACACUCACGGCCUGCAGAGUAAGCUGUUCUCCCGCUUCGGUGUCGAUCGAGCCUUUGAUGUGCGAAUCCUGUCCGUGGACGCUCGAUUUCGUGGUCAGGGCAUUGCCAAGGAGCUGGUGCGGCGCAGUGAGCGCGUAGCUCGGGAUUGUGGUUUCCCUAUAAUGAAGGCUGAUGCCACGGGCAUUUUCUCGCAGAAAAUUCUACGCUCCAACGGAUUUGAAAUGCUCAGCGAGCAGCUCUAUGGAAAGUACACCGAUGCUCAGGGUCAAAUUAUUUUGCCCGUGGAGGCACCUCAUAUUAAAUUGCAGUUGCUGUACAAGAGGCUCGACGAAAAUGAGGCGGAUACUGAAGCCGAAUUAGCGCAGCAAUAA